AGAAAUAAGUUCGUAUUAUAAAAUGCAUCAAAAAGGCGCGGUUCCCGCCGUGCUUCUGGUGCUAGGCACUUUGGCUGUUGCAACUUCUAUAGAAAAUUCAACAUGUUUUCAUAACACGUUUUCUGUGUACGACCAUUCGUUUCCGACCUUGUCAGGUGAAACGGUAAACCUCGGGGAAUUUCGUGGUAACGUCUCCAUGGUGAUCAAUGUCGCCACUUACUGAGGGGCGACUGUUCCACAAUAUAAAGCCAUGAAUGCACUGUCUGAGGAAUACACCCAAUCAAGUUUUGUGACACUGGCCUUCCCAUGCAAUCAGUUCGGACUCCAACAACCAGAAGCAAACGACGAAAUAUUAAACGGCGUUAUGUAUGUUCGACCUGGACACGGGUUCGUUCCAAACAAGAAGAUUUAUUUCUUUAGUAAAACGCAAGUAAACGGAGGUAGCGAAGAUCCGCUGUUUACAUCGAUUAAGGCUUCUUGUCCCCCGACCACUAACAACAUUGGAAUAACAUCUGAAUUAUAUUGGACACCAAUUAAAGCAAACGAUAUAUAUUGGAACUGGAAUAAAUUUCUGCUGGAUAAAAAUGGGAUGAUCAGAUAUAGGUUCGGAAGUGCUGUUACUGCCACGCAAUUAAAGCCUUGGAUAGAUCAGCUACUUAACGAAAAGUAAAUGCUUAAUCGAUACCAAUCAGGAAUCAUGAGGGUCACUGAUUUGAUACAUUUUUUUCUGGAUGAGAACAUUUAUGAAAUCUUUAUCAGAAACUGUGCAUAAACAGAUGAUGAAGGUUGAUGACAGGUCACGAGAGAUGAGGUUUAUUAGUCGCAAGUACUUGGUGCAUUCUCUUGUUGCGAGUAGACCUUUGAUUUCGUUACCGAACUUUCUCUAUUCACAAAUUGAGUUAUAUCGUUCAGUUGCUUUCUCCUUAUUAAUUUGCCGAAAAACAAUACAUUAUCAACAAAAGAA
Messenger RNA from Ciona intestinalis (vase tunicate), 964 nucleotides. Lineage: Eukaryota; Metazoa; Chordata; Ascidiacea; Phlebobranchia; Cionidae. The record is from RefSeq.